UUGUAAUAAUGUCUGGACUCGUUUGAAGUCAAAGUGGAGAACUAAAUUGGUUAUUGUUUACGUAAUUUAGUAAAAUGUGGUUCUUACUAUGUUUGCUUUUUAUAUUUUUCAUGGUAGUUUGUGAUGCUAACUAUUUUGUUCGAGUGUAUGUUACUGUGAUCGGCAGCAGAUUAUUUAACAGUAAAAUAAGUAUCAAAGAUACUGCCACUAUUUAUGGAAUUUGCACACUCCAAGAUUGCGACAUCACUUUCACUAGUAUUCGCCUAUCCAGACUAGUGAGAGACCUGGACUUUGCCCGCUACCAGUUCUAUGACCGCACCGGCAUAUACCAGCGAAGCCAGGAGCUGCGUAUCAAAUCUUUGCAGGGAUGCACACUCACUUGUACAUCGGAACCUGUUCCAUUGUUUAAGUUUUAUAGAAUUGACACAAAGCUCGUGUAUUGGGACGACCGUUCUCUGUUCUUCGAGCACCAAGUCGUCACGACGGCGGACGGCAAAGUCCGUUCGUUUCUCGUCUCCCGGCAGCAUGCUAUUGGAGACGACGGUCAGUCCACCGAGGCCCUUCUCGAAGGCUUGACGGGAUCCGACGUGAGGCCAACGUGUCCAGACUACAUUCAGACCUGGCUGAAGAGUAUGGAGAUAUCUAGUAAAAAGUUGAGAGCUUGAGUACUUAAUAUGAUACCUAUGUUUA
This is a messenger RNA of Leguminivora glycinivorella, 690 nucleotides long. Its product is annotated as protein THEM6-like. The coding region runs from base 75 to 665 and encodes 196 amino acids. The record is from RefSeq and is a predicted model, not a curated record. The transcript is spliced from 3 exons. NCBI's taxonomy places the organism in Eukaryota, Metazoa, Arthropoda, Insecta, Lepidoptera, Tortricidae.